ACGGAAGAAAAGAGCCAUAUUCAGCUGCUUGGAGGAUGGAAAGAGAAGACAGCGCCAUUGAACGGGUAGGAUCAACGUUCAAGGACAAGCCUAGUGACGAUGAAAAGGUUGAGCUUGAGAGACAACGGGCUCUUUACGAACAACAGCUGAAGUACAUGGAGAAGCUGAUCUCACUGAAUAGCACGAGGGGGUGCGAGGUCGUCAACGUUGUUGUUGAAGGGACAGAGCACCUCAGAGACGAUUUCAUCGCCCGUCAUAUUCAGCCUCUGAUCCAGGCGAAGAACCUACAGUCGCUGAUGCUUGGAGUGAAUGCCAUGAAUGACACGCUGAGAUCAUCAGGCGCUGUUAAGGACCUUGCUGUCUGUAUCAAUGGUAUGAGCUCAAACCGUGGCGUGCUUGUGGUGCAGCCAAAGCUGAAACUGAUCCCAAUAAACAAGUUCAUGGCGAAAACAGGCACCAACGUUGGCAACGGCGAAGGUGAUGGUUAUAUGACAUUCCAGUGGAGAAACAUCUUUGGAGGCGGCGAGAACUUCAUCGUCGACGCCACCACUGGCACACGGACGAGGUCGUCGUACCUGGUGAACUAUAACGCUCCGUUCAACGAGUCUCUCACGUGGAGAUGGGAUACAUCGGCAUAUGCAACCAGUAGGAACAUUGACUGGUCAUCUCACGAACAAGUGCUGAAAGGUCUGAAGACGAAGAUAUCACAGGAUGUCAAUGGCGUCACACAGGAGUGGAGUCUUCAAUCUGUGAUACGCUCAGUCAAACCGUACUCCCUGGCCCCUUCAAAGACAAUAUUGGCACAUGCUGGCGACGAUUUGAAGGUCUCUCUGGGCUACGAUAUCAAUAUUGAUACGAGAGAUGAUAAGGUGCUUCCAACGACGGGCUGGAAGCUCGGCUUACAGAACGAAAUUGCUGGACUAUCCAAGUUCUCCACGUCACAUUUCCUCAAGCAGACCUUCGAGGCCAAUUGGGCCACCAAUUCCAACAGCAACAUCUUGAACUGCUCUCUGAGAGGUGGUUGGCUAUACACACAGGACGACUACUCGCACGUGAUGGACAGAUUCUACCUGGGAGGACCAAACGAUGUGAGAUCUUUCUUCUACAAUGGGCUGGGUGCUAGAGACCAGGGCGAUUCUCUGGGAGGCGAUGCCUUUAUAAGCGGUGGCGUGAGUGUCUUCACAAGAUUCCCCUUCAUUAGAGAAUCUAGUGGGUUAAAGCUUCACUCCUUCGUGAACUUUGGCUCUUUAGUUCCAUGGGACCAUAAUGAGCCACUCUUGAAGCUGCUGAACGAUCUGGCACAUCCAUCUGUCGGGUGUGGAUUCGGUGUUGUGUUCAAGCACCCAGUGGCUCGUCUGGAGCUCAACUUCGUGCUGCCGUUGGUUGCUCAUGAACACGAUGCUUUACGGAAGGGAUUCCAAUAUGGAAUUGGACUACAAUUCAUGUGA
Molecule: messenger RNA, 1448 nt
Organism: Williopsis jadinii
Lineage: Eukaryota; Fungi; Ascomycota; Saccharomycetes; Phaffomycetales; Wickerhamomycetaceae
Gene: SAM50
Product: SAM complex subunit SAM50
Exons: 2
Coding region: 36-1448 (470 amino acids)
Biological process (GO): protein insertion into mitochondrial outer membrane
Cellular component (GO): outer membrane; SAM complex
Source: RefSeq, a predicted model, not a curated record